Molecule: messenger RNA, 2414 nt
Organism: Amorphotheca resinae ATCC 22711
Lineage: Eukaryota; Fungi; Ascomycota; Leotiomycetes; Helotiales; Amorphothecaceae
Exons: 3
Coding region: 1-2343 (780 amino acids)
Source: RefSeq, a predicted model, not a curated record
AUGGCGGAAAUCCUGAACGUCUCCGAUUUGGUAGUCCACCUACACUCCAACAUCGACGCUAUCCACUCCGCAAUUCAAUCCCUCACAGACACCUCUUUCCACGAUGCCGAGAUCUCACAAGAUGAAGAGCGUGAAGCUAGAUUUCAGAGGGAGCAGCAAGAGAGAGAAGAGGUGUUGAAAGAGGAAAAUCGGAAGAUGGAGAGGGAGAGGCAAGAUAGGGAGAGGGGUGUAAUUGAAAGCGCUGAGAUAGAAAUGGAGAGAUUGGAGCAAAAGAUGGAGAACAGGGUUGAUGAGGGGAAGAGAAUUUUGAGGGAACUGGAUGAGAAGCGGAAGCAAAUUAAUAGACAAAUUGAUGAAAUUCUCAAUACACAGUCUGUGUUUCCGAAGGUUCAAUUCAAAAGUCGGACCAAGGCAGGAGGAUUAGCAUCACAAAAUGUUAGCGGCAUGAACUCUGCGAAUGGACCUCCGAAUCAGAAAAGGUCUUCCAACAGUCAAACCAGCGAAGGAGAAACUCCCGCGCCGGGUGGGUUUCCUCUUGAUCCGGUGCAGCAGGCUGCAACAGAGCCGACUGAUGAAUCACGACGAGAAGAUCCUAUGCUCGAUCGUUUGUGGAGUAUGAAGACAUAUCGAGAGAGUGGACGGCAUCGCGAUGACCCGAUGAUUAAUCGUCUGUGGGCUGCCACCAGGUAUCGAGACGAUCCAAUGCUCGAUCGUUUAUGGAAAGCUACCAGAUAUCGAGAAGAUCCUAUGCUCGAUCGCCUAUGGGCUUUCAUCAGGUAUCGAGACGACUCGAUGCUCGAUCGAUUAUGGAACGGGGAGAAGUAUGUGAGCGAGACAUACUGUGAACCCGCGAGCAAUGAUCCCAUGAUCAGUCGGUUGUGGAAUGGCGAAAAGUACGGAAGCCAAGUUUACUUGCAUACAGCAACCGUAGUUGAUACAAUGAUCGAUCGUCUUUGGAAUGGGGAGAGAUAUACGGAAGAGUUUCGAGCACCUGCUUCUGAGAAAAUCCAAAGGACAAUUCUAUCCCAAGAUGACCCCACACUCAGUCGACUAUCCAACUGGGACAGAUAUAGAGACGAUCCAAUGCUGAGCCGAUUAUGGAACGGGGACAAAUACGGGAGCGAACUACGUAGAUCAUCUUCGGAUGAUCCAAUGAUCAACCGAUUAUGGAAUGGGGAUAGAUACGAAUCCAAGAGUCACACGAGUGAGCUCCACGCUCCAAACCUGGUUCCAGAGGUUCCACUGACACCGGUCAACAAACUCCAUCUACAAUUUCCAAAGAACGCAAGCACUAGUGAGAUCUCUCACCUCGGUCUUGAAGAGUUGCCAAACACUAGUGGCGAUACAAAUAAUCCAUUCGAGGAUAAAGAAUAUGAAUUUGAGGAUGCACGAGACAGUUUUGGAGACAGUAAUUUAUCCUCCAUGCCUGCAUCAUACGUUGCCGCAAGAUCUGGGCAAUAUCCUGAUCCUGGACUACCAACUACAGCCAAAGCCACAUCUGGACUCCUUGACUACUCUCAAGAUGAUGAGACUGACUCUAUUCAACUCCCUCAGAGGCAUUCCGGACUUUUCACCUCGAUCGUUGAUGCUUUCAGAGCCGAUAUUCCUCUCGCCAGUCAAUUUCGAAGGAGCCAGGUAUAUACCAGUGUGCCCGCUGAUGAUGAUUUCGAUAGCUACGGGCAGCGUCCCUUAGACUACUAUACCCCAAUGGGUCGAUAUGCCCAUUUCGAAGAACCACUCCCAGAAAACCCUUACCAAGACUACGAGUCAGAAAGAGGACUUCCCCUCCGCAUCGACUCGACAGUCCGUACUUACCCGCAUUCUGACGUGGAUUCAUCACCCGCUACGCCAUCAAACGGCCCUUCUAGUCCAUUCCAAGAGAUUGUACAUGAGCCUGCAAUUCAAGAAUCGUGGUCUCCUCCGCGCGAAGAGCUCCAAGAGCACAGGGAGCUGAAGCCCCAGGCCUCACCCCCGAGGAGGGAUUUCAACACGUACCAUCCACAAAGCUAUCCCUCGUAUAUCCCUCCUAAAUCGAAUCUGGCCCAUCAAAGUACGGAAGAAUCGCCUGCGAGCCUCAGAUCAUCGCACGACGGGACUUCCCCCUCACCACUCCCUACCCUCCCCAGGUCCACUUUCGGCAGCCGCUCGAACCAUACCAUGACCCAAAGUCCGAGUUCCCUCUUCCAGAAAACGCGCGGCUUGUUCGAGUCCAUAACUACGAAACCCCCGUCUUCGCUGCCUCGCCCUGCGCUGCUCGAUGGAGAGGAGAUUGUCCCUCGUUCACUAGAUUCGGAUCCUAAACCGCCGUCGCCGGCUUUUGCACUCCCGGCUUUGGCGAGGUGAGGUUGUGGAUGAGGAGGAGAAACCGGGAAGGAGGAGGAGAUGAUGAUAAAGAGCGGUUAUCUGUCACAGGU